This is a messenger RNA of Hansenula anomala, 531 nucleotides long. RefSeq names its product Atc1p (gene ATC1). The transcript has a single exon. The record is from RefSeq and is a predicted model, not a curated record. Lineage: Eukaryota; Fungi; Ascomycota; Saccharomycetes; Phaffomycetales; Wickerhamomycetaceae. The coding region runs from base 1 to 531 and encodes 176 amino acids.
AUGCCUGAAUUCAUACCCGAUUAUUCAAUUGAUGAAAUCGAUCAAGCUUUAAAUGAUGCUUUAGCUGAAAUAGAUCAAAACCAUCCAAACCUAGAGGAAACUCAGAGGUUUCAUACAAUCAAAUCAGAAUUGAUCACACCAGCUUCAUCUGAAUGUAAUUUCAAAAGUGAAAAGACAUUAAUGAAUAACAAGGAACGUCCAUUAUCACCAGAAUCAUUUCUUUCAGAUUCAUCGGUUCUAAACUCACCAUUACUAGAGUCUAAGUCACAAUUAGAUCAAUCUCAAGUUUAUGAAUCCAUAGCUUCAAUUAAAUCACAAAUUAUUAGUUCUCAUAAUUCAAUUCUUACAUAUCAAACUUUGAAGAAUGCAUAUCAAACAAAAUGCAAAGAUUUAGACAAAGUUAUGAAGGAGUUGAAAAAAUCAGAGAUGCUGAGAUUAAAAUUGAUGGAGGAGAAUAAACAUUUGAAAAAAAUUGUAACUUCAUCAAUUGUCAAUGAGAAGGCCAUCAUCAAGACAGAUCAUUCAUCAUAG